Molecule: messenger RNA, 10214 nt
Organism: Diaporthe batatas
Lineage: Eukaryota; Fungi; Ascomycota; Sordariomycetes; Diaporthales; Diaporthaceae
Exons: 2
Coding region: 580-9795 (3071 amino acids)
Source: RefSeq, a predicted model, not a curated record
CUCGGCUCGAGCCGUGAACCUAUGGCCAAAGUUCAAACCACCCGCGACUCGACAACUCGAUCCGGCUCGACUCGACCAGGCACAAUAACAUCUCUGCCGGAACGCUUGUCUGCCAGUCCCCGGCACUCCGCCCGUCUCGCCAAACCAAAGACACACAAACACCAUCGCGGACUCCUGGCUUGGUGUAGCCUUGUCGCCGGCCAUCUCUCCUCCUUUGUGACACCUUUCCCUCCCCUUCUGCUGGCCCCUUACGCCCCUUCUGUCACCAGGCUCCCCCCAAGGUCCGCGCCGACCACGGUGCUCCCGCACAAAAUAGCAGGCCUGCGCAGUCACCUGGUCCUUGUGCUGCUGUUCGCCGCCGCCCCGUCAAGCUGCAAGCUCCCACCGCGUGUAACUCAAUUUGACCAUCGCGACCUCCAAUUGCUUGGCGUCCCAUUACACUAAACCUUCCCCAACAUUUCUAUACCCUGCCCGAGGCUGGUAUAGUGAGCGCUCUAAUGGACAAUGAUACAAAAUUGGACCCGUUCAUAUAGUACAACGGCGCGCGCCAGGUAGAGCGCUGUCGCCUUUCGCCUCGACAUGGCGCUCCUGAACCCGACCUUCAUAUUCGGCGUCUUUGUCGUCCUCUAUCUAUCCUCCUUCGUCCUCUUCGCCAUUCUCCGAAUCCUGACCGGCCUCUCCAUCCAACGCAUCGGCUACUUCUCCCUGCGCCGCCUCGCUUACGUCCCAAAAGAUGGUGUCAAGAUCGAGAUCAGAGGGCUUGGGCUCAACGUCCACAGGCCAACCUUCGCACAGCCGACAUGGCUCAGCAUCGUCGUCAGUGAGCUCGUCGUCACGGUCGACCUCGUCGAGCUGGAUCGUAGCAAGGCCAACGGCGCCCUCGCCAGGGACCCCGACGACCCUGCGCCACAUAAGAAAGAGGAGGCUUCCUUGAAAGUUCCCAAGACACCUCUCGUCCGACGUGCCACCGCGAGCGUCCAGCGCAGCGAGACAUGGAAGCACCUCACAAAGAUCAAGGAGCGCAUCAAAAGACUACACCGGAACGUCAACUGGCUGCGCCUGGUAGACGUGGUGGCAACAAACUCAACGCUCAACGUCUUGGACGUCGGCCACGUCCAGUUCGGGAGCGUUACGGUCGCUGUCGACACCCGGCGGAAGAUGGUGGACCGGGCUCGGUUUUUCUGGGGGCCCAGGUCCGGGAAAAGCCACGGCAAGAACCAGGCCGAAUGGAUCAUGACUAUCAGAAGCGUCCUCUUCACGCCCAUUGGCAGCGAAUCCAUCGAAGUCCUCGACCAUUCGACUCUGAACGUGCAUGGGUUCCUCUAUGAACAGCUGGACGGUCUGCGAGACGCCUCGAUUGCCCUGAAGCUCGGCCGUGUCCACGUCCCCCUGGACGAGAUCCGCGAAUCAGCCAAGCGCUACCAGAAGCGCAAGCUCGAGACCACAGCCAGCCCACACGCAGAUGAGCCACUGGAUGAGUACGUCGACAAGGUUGUCCAGGAGCUUGAAGAGCCGGGGAGUACCGACGACGAGCUCAUGCAGGCUGUUUCGGAUUCCAAGGAGUUCGUCAGUUCCAUACUGAGGGGCAUUAAGGAGGUACAGUUUGCGGUCAGCUUCUUCGCCCUGACCAAGAAGAUCGAGGCCGUGAAGACGGCCGGUCCACCAGUAAUCCUGAACGCCUCCAUGAAAGAAGUCGGCAUAGACCUCCAUCGACUGGAUCCGAAGUCCCCUGCUCAUAGGAUGUACUUCCCUUCGACGGACAUUGCCCAUGAGGCACUCCUUGCUGCCUUGUCGAUUUCCAUAGGCCUUGACGAUGGACAUGGCAGCCCGCAACGGUUGCUCUAUGUGCCAAUGGCGACAACGACGGUCCGGACAACACUUCCUGCCAAGACCGUCCAGCUUCCCAGCAACGACAACGCAGAGCAGAGGAACGCCAACAUCCUGUUUGCGAACUCUGUCGUUACCUCGCCUUCGGUGGACCUGGAUCCGAAGCACCUCCCGCUUCUCCUCGCCAUGCUCCGGUCCAAACCCAAGAGGGCGAGAACAACAGCUCCUCAACAGCGGCACAUGUUGAUCUCACGGCUACUUCCCAAAGCCACCAUCAAGUUCUCCAUGCACGAGCCAGUCGUCCGCAUAGCUCUCCCCCCUGUCCAGAAGGACGCCGACCCCGAUGACUUUGAUUUGAUCAUUUCUUCUAUAUCCUCCAUCUCCCUCGAUGCAGAGUCAUUCCAUCCGUCCGGGGAGGAGCUGCACUACUCCUUGGCUUCUAACCUGAGGAUUCAAUCUCACAACCUAUACUACCAGACUUCUGAAGGUGAACGCUUCGACCUGGUGGAAACAGAAUCAUUUGACCUGAAGGUCAAUCUGAGCGCGUCCCCCGAUGUUGCAGUCGUUGCCAAUGGUAACUUGCAGACUUUUGCCAUCAGACUUGUUCGACCAGAAAUCACAGACGGUUUGCAACAGAUCGUCCAACAGUUGCGUCUGGAGGCCGGGCCCAAAAAGAAAGCUAGCCCAAAAUCUUCCAAGCAUUCCAAUUUCCUGCGGGGUGUGCCGACUUGGCUCCUUCACUUUCAGCUGCAGGCAUCCGACUUCAGCGCCGAGAUCGCAGGGGUUGACGCAGGUGUGUCCGAGGACUCGCGAGGCGUCUCUCUCUCGCUGGACACUUGGACAGCUGAAUACCGAGCCCAAAGGCUCGAGGGCCUGCCUCGCCGGCCGGCUAGGAAACGGGCCAACAGUCGCGUGAGCGUGUCGCUCGAUCCAGAAAUCCUCAAGAACCUCCCUCCGUCCCCGAGGAAAAAACAUCAAAGCCCCGGCGAUGGACGCCGGAUAGCUUUCCACGUCCGUGGCCUAGAAGCUUUCGUCGUUGAGUCAGCCGAUCGCUGGGAGGUUGACCCUUUUCUCAGCAUACCUCGCUUUGAAGUCGCCCUCUCGACUGCGAGUGACCAUCAGGGUCCUGUGUUCCACAUCAAUUCACAUGUGAAGACGCUUCUGGUACAGUAUUCUCUCUACCGGCAUUACGCCGUGGGGGUUGCUGUUUCUGUCCUUCGAAAAGCCUUCCUGCGUUCUAGCAAGGACAGUGCCGAUCUGGGAGAGGCGCCCCAGACACCGCAGAUGCCAACUACGCCGACUACACCGAGGCACAGUCUCAGUGCGCAGUAUCUGUCGCCUCCCACGCAAGACUACUCCUCCACCGACGAGGAGCACGCGCCAGUAGCUGAAUUAAUAUCAGUGGAUUUCAAAGCGACUUUUGUGCAAAUCAAGGCAGACAUGCCAUCAGACCCGCCAAUGAUGCUACACGUGCACAACCUGGAAGCCGGGCGCCAUCGUUGGUCCCCGCCAUUCUUCCAUACGAGGCUGGUCAGACUCUACUCCGAGCCCCCACGGAUGCGCAGGGUCUGGAGCAAGCUUCUCAGCAUCAAGAAUGGGCGUCUCGACUACCGAGAAUCUCGCCGGAAGCUACCAACUGGCGGCUAUCAAGACGAAAAAAUGUUUGACGUCGUUGCAGAUGCUGUCCGGGGUGCUGUUCCGAACGAGCUCGUUUUCAACAAGGUAUCCGACAACGUCAACAACGUGAUCAAAGCUGUCAAGCAACUUCACCACCGCUUCAGGACAGGCACGGACGAGUACGUUUUGGACAAAGGCCCUGAAGGGCCCAAGAACGUACCGAAAGUGUCAGUGAAAUGCAAGUCGCUGCUAUUUGAGCUCGAGGACGGUGCAUUUGAGUGGAAGCUUGGCAUGAUCUACCGGGCUGGUCGUAUAGAGCAGAUGCAGAGACUAGCCCGCGAGGAGGCCUUCAAGGUGAAAGUGAAGAAGAUCCACGAGGAGGCGAGAAAAGAGACCGGCGUUCGAGCCCGAUCGGCCGCUGGCAGAGGACGCUCGAGCCACUCUGGUGCUUCCUGGGUCCGGAGUCAGAGUGCCGAUGGUCGUCGGCCAGAGAGCAGCGGCGGGCGUGAAAGAGGUCGUGCGCCGAGAUACGAUCCAGAAAAUGGUUGUGGUAUUAGCGGGCAUACCCUGGUUUCUAUCGCGGAUGCCCGAGCGAAACUGAACGAGCACAACUCCAAGAGCUGGAGGUCUCGCAUCGAUCGCUUUUACCUCAUGGCCCGCAAUGGCAUGAAAGAUAUAAGGGGUGCUUUCUGGGGCACAAGCAAUAUCCCGGAUGAUUUCGAGGACAACGAGAGCAUUCUGGAGAUGCCAGAACGGCCAGCUCUCAUGUCGGCCUUGAUUCACGACCUGCAUUUCAUGAUCGACAAGCCUUCUUUCCCGUUGAAGCAGCUACCAGAAUUCCUCCACAGGGUCGGCAAGGGAAUGCCCCGGGACAUGAAGUAUUCCUUGCUGGUCCCCAUGAAUGUCCAAAUCAACAUGGGAGAAGCAAGAGUGUCGCUGAGAGACUACCCGCUGCCCCUCAUACACGUGCCCAGUCUCAAGGCCGGACAAUCGACACGCAUACCGGCUUUGUCAUUAAAGACAGACUUUGUCAUUGCAGAAGAAUUCCGCGGCGUUGAGUCUACGAGGAGUGUCCGAGUGAAUGUCAUCCCCCCCUCACCCCCACACGCAGAAGGCACCAAACAACCCGGCUAUUCUAUCGAUGUCAGGCGCACCAUCGGCCCGAUCAAGUCGUUCUCCGAUAUGUACGUCGACGUCAAUACGGCAUUGCCAACGAGGAUCACCUGGGGCCCAUCGUACCAGCCCGCCAUCCAGGACAUGAUGAUGGUUAUUGAGUCGUUCACGAAGCCACAGUCGGAUCCGUCCGAGCGUGUUGGCUUCUGGGACAAGAUCCGGCUCAAUUUCCAUUCCCGCGUACGCAUCGCUUGGAAAGGGGAUGGCGAUGUUCACUUCUGCCUCAAGGGGUCCAGAGAUCCGUACCAGAUCACUGGGAAUGGUGCUGGCUUCCUCAUGUGCUGGCGAAACGAUGUCAGAUGGAGCAUCCGAUCCGACGAUGACCCCAAACGCUUCAUGACAGUAGACAGUGGCGAGUACGUCCUCGCCGUGCCCGACUUUGGGCACUACGCACGAGAAGCGGCUCGUCGGACUGCCGAUAACGACAGUGUGAUCAGCGAAGACAGCAUGAAAUCUGGCUCUGCCUUCAAGAAGGUAGUCAUGAAACUAUCGGGCAAGGUUCAGUGGCUGGCGGGGCUCGUUUUCGAACAAGCCAUCGAGAAUGGCAAGAGGAAUUUCGAGUUCAGCCCCCAUUAUGACGUGGUUCUCAAGGCACCUGAAUAUGCAAAGCCCGUCAAUGGCGUCCCAUAUGACGCCUUCAGGGGUUUCAGGAGUCAGCACAUCCACUUGUCCAUUGCUGUCAGAGCACCAGUGGACCGUGACUGGGCGUCUGCUGAUGUGGAGCCCUCAAGAAGUUACAACACCGUCCAUCUUACGCCACGAUUCUUCACACACUUCUUCGCAUGGUGGACGUUGUUCGGCGGACCCAUGUCCUUACCUGUCCGACAAGGUCCACUCUGGCCAGGACGAGAGAAGAGCAGCAAAAAGUUUGGCAGACACCUCGGGACCAUCAAGUUCAAUCUGUUGCUCGCGCCGUUAUUCUUGAGUCAUAUUUACAAGCACAAGGACGUGGAGGAUUAUGACGAGAACGCCGUGUCCGCCACUGGCCUCAAGGUCCGUUUUGACAGCUGGAAGCUGGAUCUCCACAUGAGACGCGAGGAAUUCAACACCAGCGACAAGGGACACAAGGCAGGCAGCCGGACUACCGGGAUGAAGAUCCAUGCAGGCCAGUUGGACCUGGCCGCCGCAGAUGUUCGUGCUGUAUCUGCUAGUAUCAAAGGCACAACAACAGAGGCGAUCAGGAAGAACCAUAUCGGCUCGCUCAUGAGCCAGCAGGAAGACGAGGGCACGGAUCUGUCAAAAUUCACAAUCCCCGACAAUGAUUUCAGCUGGGUAGACAUGGAUGACUUUGUCGAGCUGGAUUGGAUCUUGCCAGCUGAACCGAACCCGGACACGAAGAUCCUGCCCCUUGCCUACUGUCCUAGGCUCACUUAUUUCCGACAGACCGACAUUGGCGGCGUCAUAGCCGGAGAUCCAGACAGGACCAGUCCUUUUGGACACGAGCCUACCCAUUUGUGUAUAAUGAGUCAGGACGAUGACCCUCGGCGUGUGCAAGCUCAACUCGUCCAGCAGCGCCUCGAUCAGCUAGCGGAACAGACUAAGAACCACGACCGUAAUGUUGGUGAGGCAGAGCUGAGAGUCGUCAGAGACGGGGACCAUGAUCCUGAUGCUCGAACACAUCUCGAGGCUCUCCUCAUGCACAGUAGCCUUCUCCAUGAAAAGAAGGACUUCCUCGAGAACCUUCUAAACCAGAUGACCGCCAAGCCCGCGCAGGAUCCACGUGGUGCCUUCUACAAUGUGGCCAACGGUCAGAAUGGCAAAUCAGACACUUCUGUCGGCACUGGUGAGCAGACAAUGUCGCUACCUACAGGUGCCGAGUUCGCUAGCGACUUCUUGAACCGCUUCGUCAUGCACAAUUUGCAACUCAAGUGGAACAACCUCCUGCGAAACAUCAUACUCCGCUACAUCCACCAGGUCAGUCAGCGACGGGGUUUUGUCUACUACCUCUCGCGACCGGCCGUCAAGUUCAUACUGGACAUUGUGGAAGAACAAACCAAGAUCAAAAGUGCAAAUGGUACUAAAGACACCGGAAAAUCCGAGCCCACUGCGACGCCAAAAUCAAACGGGUCCGCACAGGGCACACAAAAUGGCAUCGAAGACAGGAUCAAGCAGAUCCUCCAGGAUGGCCGGAGAUUUGUCAACGCCAAUGAUUCUGAUCAGGACUCUGGUCCUGAUGCUGCUCCGAACGUGGCCAUGGAGGACCUCACCAGCGGCAUUGCUGACGGCUUCACGCCACAGAACAGCUACCACGUCCGCCUCAUCGCCCCGCAGAUUCAGCUUCAAAGCGAGAAGAAUAAGAAACACGUUGUCAUGCUAACUAGCAAGGGCAUGGAGUUGAAAGUGGUCGAGGUCUUGGACAAGGACAGGAUAUCCGAUUCCGUCAGCGGUCUUGUCCAGCGGCGGUUUUUGGUCAACAUGGACAGUACGCAAUUUUUCGUCUCUCACCAGAAGUGGUUCUCGAGCCAGCUGCUUCCCAUGUACUCUGGUAGCGUCUACGGUGCACCGAGUGGCUCGGCCUGGCCCCCUUGGGUGCCCAUGGAGGUGAUGUCCGACUACCAAACAGACCCCGUCGGCUUCAAGCGUGUUGUUCAGAAAACAUCGGCUAUGCUCCGCUACGACAAAUACAACACACUCCGUCUCAAGUAUAACGACGAGGUCAACUCGGGUGAUGCGGCGGACGGCGAGUCGAACGAAGCCACGGAAAGUCGCAUGGACAAUCUCUGGGUCGAAUUCCCCCAGGCCCGCGCCAUCUGCAAUUCUUCGCAGUACUACGCGAUUUACGUCAUCGUGUUGGACCUGCUCAUGUACAACGAGCCUCUGGAGAAGACUCGCAGCGAGCGCCUGGAAAAGAUCAUGUUGGCAUCCGACUUCAGCGAUCUGCGAGGCACGCCAGAGAUGGUAACCAAGUUGCAAGAACGGAUCAGGCAGCUGGAAGACAUCAAAUCAUACUUCCAAAUUCAUUCCAAGUACCUGGACGAGCAGGGCUGGCAGGAUAGGCUGCUCCUCGAGAGGGACCUUGCAGCUUGCGAGGACGAGCUGUUCUUCAUGAUGAAGGCCAUCACAACUUCUCAGCGAAAGCACGAUACGUCGCAGAGCAAUGCGCUACUCAAGUGGUCCAUCUCGGUGAAGGACAUCGUAUGGCACCUGAUCCGGGAUGCCAAUGAGCCCUUGUGCGAGCUGCAACUCCGGGAUGUCGAGUAUGACAGGACGGACAAUUCUGAUGGCUCACACAUCAACUUGAUACGUGUUGGCAAGGUACUGGGUCUCAAUUUAUUGCCCGACGCGAUCUAUCCUGAGAUGGUCGCACCGUACCUCGAAGAUGCCAAAUCCGCCUCGGUCUUGAACAGUCAGCCCAUGAUCACCGUGUACUGGUACAUGCUCGAGGCGAUUGCCGGCAUCCCCGUCAUGGAACAUUUCGAGGUCAACCUCUUCCCGCUCAAGGUCCAAUUGGAACGAGAGGUGGGCAAGAAACUGUUCGAGUACAUCUUCCCGGAAAUGGACGGGGACAAAUUUGGAGGCGACGGUCAGAACGCCUCUCCUUUCAUGCUGAAGCAGGCCAUACCAGGAGACGAGGCAGCAGAUGACGAUGACGACUCGAUUCAAGAAUACGCGCGGCCUGCCACGGCUGUGUCUGAUAUAGAUCGGCUCGACCCUGGAAACUUCUCGACUCGGGCCGGCUCACUGGAGCUUCGUCUGCGUCCUACGCUAACGUCUGAGGCCAAGCGGAGCCCCCCAAAGAGCAACAAGGCGCUCAGCGUUCACUCGGCCGAGUCCGCCCCAUUCAAGCUGUUCGGGUCAAAGAACAAGGGCCUCGCCAGGAAGCGGUCGUGGGACUCGCUUCGAGCCACUCCCAACCCCACGCGUCCCGGCGUUGGUAGGACGAACACGGGCUACUCGUCCAAGGUUGACGCCAGCUCGGUGAACUCGGACUCGAAGAAGUCGCGCUUCAACCUCCGCAGGUCAGACAACAAGGACGAAGCGCCGUCAGACGAUCUGACCAAGAUGAUCAGUCGAGCGUCUAGCUACAUGACGUUCGCAUACAUCAAGCUACCAUCGGUUGUCCUCUGUCUGAGCUACAAGGGCAAGGGCGAGCGCAACAUCGAGGACGUGCACGACUUCGUCUUCCGUCUGCCCACAAUCGAGUACCACAACAAGAUGUGGUCGAAUCUCGACCUUGCUCUGGCCUUGAAGAGCCGGGUGAUGAAGGCCUUGAUUAGCCAUACCGGCGCCAUCAUCGGCAACAAGUUCAGACAUCGGCCUAACACGGCGCAACAGUCGAAACUUCGCGAGCUUGCGAACAGUUCGGUCUUGCUAGCAGCCCCGGCGAUAGGUGACAGCCAGAACAACAGCGGCGACGAUUCUUCGAGCAUAUUCGGGUCAGCCACGGUGGACUUUUCCAGGUCGCCGCCAAGGUCAUUGCAUGGCUCAGGGUCGUCCGUUCCCAUCCCGCGGAGCACGAGCCGCAGUUCGAGCGUAGCAUCCAGCAGCAAGUCACUCAGGAGCGGGCAUCUGAACGUAAACACCAGCAACCCCCCAUCGGGCAGUGGUAGUGCCACGAGCUCUCAGCAGGGUUUUGGCCCUGUUGUACCCAGCUUCUUGAUGAUGACACCACCAACGCCCAAGGACAGAACCAACUCGGAGUCGAGCAGCAACAAGCACGCUGGUUUCGGGGUCAACAUGCUGCGGCCGUCCUCUAGCAGCAGCAUGCGGUCAUUCAACGGUGGGUUCGGGAACAGUGGAAACAGUCAGCGCCGAGGAAGCAACAUGAGCAUCCAACAAAGUCCGAACACCAUCUCCCCCGAGUCGGGUGUCGAGAGGCGCCGGACAAUGCUCAGCGCGUUGAACAGCGCCAGUGGCAAGAGCGAGAGCAAUGCGGGAGGGUUCUUCAAGGAAAAGUUCACGGCCCUCACGUCCAAGCUGAACAAGGACAACAGGACAGACCGGGAACGGCCGCCGGCAUCGCCAUCGACCGCCCCGAUUCAAGCCAACACCGAACGUCGGCCGGCGUCGCGCUGGUCGUCGAGGAGCGCGAGCAUGGCUGUGGACGACGUCAUCGAGGAGGACGAGACGGGGUCUGCCCUCGAGAGGGAGAGGAGCAACACCGGCGAGGAGAGCACUCGCGGGGGUUUGCUACCCGGGCCCAUGAAGGGGUUGAUGAAAGCCAGGCAGGGAAACUAGAAGGGACGCCGACAAGGCUGAAUUGGUGACUUCCUUGUACACGCUAUAAUUAAUUGUAUAUAAUCGCAAGAGGUGAGCAAACUUGCAUGCGGUGGGAUCCUGCAAGGGCGGCCCUAUUGCCUUUCUUUUCAGUUGGGGUUGGAUCAAGACGAGCGUCUGGAAAAUGGGGACCUGAGGUGGCAACGAUCGUAAGACGAUUAUAAGCAGGUCAGAAUGACUUGCCUUCCAUUACGCAAUGGAGUCUGCCUAAUUUUUAUUCUCUGCGAGUUUCUGCGAGGGGUGUCGUUCGCUCAUUUCUUGCAUGGGCAUGGCAGGAAUAACUCGUUGAGGGUUUGGGCGGUGGGCGGAAAACUCCCGCAUUAUAAACUCAGCAAGCAUUAGGCGUUAGGGGGUAUUUUAUUGAAGCAUAUGCACUGUCA